This is a messenger RNA of Penicillium vulpinum, 11688 nucleotides long. RefSeq names its product polyketide synthase. Gene Ontology annotation, biological process: fatty acid biosynthetic process; secondary metabolite biosynthetic process. Lineage: Eukaryota; Fungi; Ascomycota; Eurotiomycetes; Eurotiales; Aspergillaceae. The coding region runs from base 1 to 11688 and encodes 3895 amino acids. Gene Ontology annotation, molecular function: fatty acid synthase activity; phosphopantetheine binding; 3-oxoacyl-[acyl-carrier-protein] synthase activity. The record is from RefSeq and is a predicted model, not a curated record. The transcript has 5 exons.
AUGGCAGAAAGGCAAGCUGAAUAUAAGAAUGGGGACUUGGACCCGUCAGUCAUUGUUGGUCUGGCUUGCCGAGUCCCAGGAUCCAAGAAUCCCAGUCAACUUUGGGAUGCUAUUGUGGAACAGAGAGAUCUACGGCGCAAAAUCCCGGAAAAUCGAUUCAAUGUGGACAAGUUCUAUCAUCCCGAUGGUACCAACAAAGGAACAACAAAUGCCCGUUACGGCUACUUCCUCGAUCAGGAUCUCGGAGACUUCGAUGCAUCUUUUUUCGGAAUUUCGGGAAGUGAAGCAAAAGCCAUGGAUCCCCAGCAGAGGAUUUUACUCGAGGUGGUCUACGAGGCUCUUGAAGAUGCUGGGAUCACUCUGGAUGAGAUAAACGGUUCCUCGACAUCGGUUCUGUGUGGGUCGUUCACGAACGAUUACAACGCGAUGCUGUCAAAAGACUUCGAGUCGUACCCCAAGUAUACUGUCACUGGAACUGGCAACGCAAUACUAUCCAACAGAAUUUCGUAUUUCUACAAUUUGCAUGGGACAAGCCUUACAGUCGACACGGCUUGCUCGUCAUCCAUGGUUUGUCUACAUUUGGCCAACAAAGCCCUCCUUGAUGGAGAAGCGGAUAUGUCAAUUGUUGUUGGCUCCUCUCUUCAUUUCGAUUCAGAUAUGUUCGUUACAAUGACAGAUCUCGGAAUGCUAUCCACCGAUGGGCGCUGCCGAGCCUUUGAUGCCGCUGGAAGCGGCUAUGUUAGAGGAGAAGGAAUCUGCGCUGUCAUUCUGAAACGCCAGAGCUCUGCGAUUCUCCAUGGCGACUCUAUUCACGCUGUUGUGCGAGGUACUGGUUCCAACCACGAUGGACAGAAACCGGGUAUUACAUUCCCAAAUAGUGUUGCCCAGGAGGCGCUGAUCCGCUCUACCUAUCAAGCGGCUGGUCUUGACCCAGCUGAUACACAAUAUUUUGAGGCCCAUGGAACCGGAACUCAAGCUGGCGACCCAAAUGAAACGAGAGCAGUGGGCGCGGUAUUUUCAGAUCGCCAGGAGCCUUUGUUUAUUGGCUCAUUGAAGAGCAAUAUUGGUCACCUCGAAGGUGCCUCCGGCGUGGCAAGUGUCAUCAAGACAACCUUGGCAUUGCAAAAGGGGAAAAUUCCCCCAAACAUGCAUUUCAACACCUUGAACCCCAAAAUAGACCUACAGGGAUGGAAACUAGCAGUACCAACAGAGCUGGUCGAUUGGCCUCGUCCUGAAAAUGGCCUCAGACGCGCAAGCAUUAAUUCAUUCGGGUACGGGGGAACGAAUGCCCACGUCGUGCUUGAAGAAUACCUCCCAGCAAAAGCGAUAACGCCAAUGAAUAUCCCCGAGGUAAUUGCUAAUGGGGUUCAUGAUAGGCCUUAUUUGCUGCCGUUGACGUCUCAUUCUACGAAGGCCGGAGAGCUUUGGGAAAAGCUUCUCCGAAGCUACCUCAUAAACGAAUCGCCCCAGCUACCUGAUGUGGCGUUUACUUUAUCUCAUCGGCGUACGAUGCAUCGCUAUCGCUCGUUUAUCGUUUCCGGCAGCUUGCAGGCCGCCCUCGAAAAUACUGAGCGGCCUCGUCCGUACGCGCCGUGGUCACAGGCGAACAGUGAUCCACCAAGACUGGGAUUCGUUUUCACGGGCCAAGGUGCACAAUGGCAUGCGAUGGGACGACAGUUGAUUCAAGAAUGUCCAUUGUUCAGGCAGACUUUAGAACGAUGUGACUCCAUCUUGCAAUCCCUACCCGAUGCACCGUCGUGGUAUAUCCUUGAGGAGCUUUGCCAAUCCGAAAAUGCCUCGAACCUUGGCCAGACUCUGUACUCCCAGACUAUCUGCACAGCAUUGCAGAUUGCACUUGUGGACCUCAUGAAGUGCUGGGCAGUAGUGCCCUCUGGUGUAGUUGGACACUCCUCCGGUGAAAUUGGAGCUGCUUACGCAGCUGGAAUCCUGUCUUUUGAGAAUGCUAUGGUUGCGGCCUACUACCGGGGACUUUAUAUGUCAUCCUGUGGAAAUAGCGACAAAGUUCCCGGCGCCAUGAUGGCAGUGGGAAUGAACAAGUCUGAUACUCUGAACGCGUUGGAGCCGUUCGUCGGUCGCAUAGUGAUUGCCGCCAUCAACAGUGCCAAUACAAUCACUGUAUCCGGAGAUGAAGAUGCCAUCAUUGAAUUAAAGAAUGACCUCGAUCGUCAGAAAAUCUUUGCCAGACAGCUUCAAGUCAAGCAAGCGUUCCACUCUCACCAUAUGGUUCCACUAGCCCCGGCCUAUCGAUCAGCGUUGCAGUCUUACAAGGAAUUCGAUUCCCAGUCGGCAACAUGUCAAAUGUUUUCCACUGUGACAGCUCGAGUAGCUGAUCCAGAGGCGAUGGGUGCAAAUUACUGGGCAGCUAACAUGACGAAUGUUGUCAGGUUCUCAGAUGGGCUUGCCGGUACUUUACUGGAUGAGUUUGAUGAGAAGAAUGUGGAUAUACUGGUGGAGGUCGGACCUCAUCCAGCACUCAAGGGACCAUGCAAACAAAUCAUGCAGUCUCUCAAGCUAGACCUACCAUAUGUCGCCACUCUGACACGAGGCACUUCCGAUUUCGAGUCUAUGUUGACGAUGGCCGGACAACUCUUCUCACUAGGAUAUCCCAUUGAUCUCGCAGCGGUCAACCAGAAUUCAAGCUUGGGUCCCUCAGGAGAGCUCAUCCAAACGGGACCAGGGAAGAAGCUCAAGGAUUUCCCGUCAUAUGCGUGGGAUCAUAAACGAUACUGGUCCGACACCCGUGUCAUUCGAGAACAUCGACUCCGUCGGUUUCGACACUCAAUUCUUGGCCACAUCUUGCCGGGAUCAGUUGCCAGCCAACCUACCUGGCGUAAUAUUCUCCGUAUUUCCGAGAUCCCUUGGCUGGCAGAGCAUAUUGUUGAUGGAAAGACUGUUUUCCCUGCAGCGGGAUAUAUCAGCAUGGCUAUCGAAGCGGCGAUCCGUCAGCGUUCGCUUGAGCUGAACGAAGCCACAAUAACCCUUCAAGGGGUUUCUAUCAAAGCGCCGCUGAUUAUUGAGGAUGGUGAGGACGGUGUUGAAGUACUCCUCAACCUUUGCCCCACUACUACCUCCGCAAAAGAAAGGUCUGAGUCUUUGUUGGAGUUUUGUGUUUCUUCAUACAAUAAUUCCGGAGUCUGUAUCGAGCAUUGUCGCGGUGUAAUUUUCAUUGGGGCUAAGUUGCAAACAAACUCACAGAUUUCUGAGACCAAGGCAUACGUGAAUGGUCUUUUGAAACGCACGAACUAUUCAGUGCCAGCGCAAACUUUCUACCGACAUUUGAGUCAAAUUGGUCUUGAUUAUGGAGAUAGAUUCAAAUUAUUGACAGGAAAUAUUGACCGUGGAAAUGGAUUUGCAGUGUCGAGUCUCGUGUUUAAUCCGCAAUCGCUGCCCUGCGAGGAGGCCGAUGUCACCGUCGUGCACCCGACGCUACUCGACUCAUCGUUCCAUUUGAUCUUCAGUGCUAUUGAGUCAUGCCUGGACAGAACACUCGAUGAGCCCUAUGUACCUUCGUUCAUUCGAUCUAUGGUAUUUGCUGGUUUUUCGGCUGCGGCAAGGUCCAUGGACACACGACGAUACCAAAUAUGCUCCGCCACAAAGAUGCUCUCGCCACGAGUCGCGAUCAGCGAUAUUCUCCUUCAAGAUGAGACAGGGAGUAUGACAAUGCAAAUUGAUGGUCUCGAAGUGAAAUCACUUGGAGGUGAUCAGUCAGACUCUCAAAUGAGCCGCAGCCUCUUCUUUCGCCAGCAGUGGUUGCCUUGCUUCGAUUUGCUUUCCUAUGACCCUCAACUCGAGAGCAGAUCUCUUGCGGAGAUUGUAGAGAUUUUUGCCCACCAGUACCCCAAUAGUCGACUUCUCCAUAUCGUGUCCAGUAUCGAUGAAUCGAGACAACUGGUACAUACACUUGGCCUGAAGUCAGGUCAACGGCGCAAGGUGCAAAGCAUUGAUGUUUGUAUACCUGAGGGCUCGGGCAGCGUCAUGGCUGAUCAUGAACUGAUCAGCCAGUCUGGCGGCCUUCUGAAUAUCCUGGAACCAGAUGGCGUGUACGACCUGCUGAUUGUGAGCCGGGAUACGGUCAAUAUUAACCUGGACACAAUCCUCAAACCCAAUGGUUCUAUAAUUCAAGAUCACAGUAAAGUCAGAACAGCAAUCAGAGACGACUACCAGGUUCUGUUUUCCAGCCAUGGGAUGACGGCAUAUCGGCGGCAUGAAGACAUUUCCCCAGCAAAGGCAGAGGAGGUUUCAGUGGUAAUACCUGAUUUACUUUCGGGACGAGUACAAGAUAUUGUCAAUUCUUUGAGGUCUGUAAUCGCAGACAUCAAUCUGGUAUCUCUGAAAGAAGUCGUUGAGCUUGACCAAUUAAAUCAGCACGGAGUACUGCUAGUUCUCGCGUCCCUGGGCGGACCGCCUCAGGAUGAAGGUUCAUUCAGGGCUUUUCAGAAGAUCCUAACUUCCAUCAAAAGAAAAGUUAUUUGGGCACUAGAGGGCGCGACAACAAAUUUGAGCUUGAAGGAGAACGGAGACGCUAGAAUCAUAGAAACUAACUAUAUAUACACAGUGGACUCCCCUCAUCCCGAUCAAGCAAUGUUUCUCGGCCUUAUCAGGACUGCCAGGAGCGAGAAUGAUCAGCUACAGAUCACCACCGUGGACUACAGUGCGAAGACUACUCCAAUUGCGUUUGCCAAUGGCCUUGUGAAAUUUUUGAAUUUGGCGCAACUCGAUGAAGAUGAGCUAACUGAGCGUGAUGGGUGCAUCUAUCUACCAAAGAUCGUGGCAGAUGAUGAAUGCAAUCGCAAACUACGAAAUGGCCCAAAUCAAGAGCCCAGCCCAGAGAUGUUUGGUAGUAGCGGGCCAUUAACCUUGAAAAUUGGCAAAAUUGGCCUUCUUGAUACAUUCCACUUUGAACGGGACGAAGACUUCUUCGACGAGGUUAUUCAGGAUGAUGAAAUCGAAAUCCAAGUGAAGGCCUCACCGAUAAGUGCGCGGGAUGUUGCUGUCGUGACGGGCACCAUUGACAGCCAUAAACUUGGAGAUGAAUGUGCUGGAAUCGUUACUCGGAUUGGCAAUGCUGUUGAGAACUUCAGUCCUGGCGAUCGUGUGAUUGCCUGGCGACCCGGUCAGGGGGCACAUAGGACAUUAGUUCGCAACCCGGCAGCUCUCUCCUACAAGUUGACAGAGAGCAUGCCUUUCUCAGAUGCCGCUGCAGUACCUAUAGCAGUGACAACCUCAUGGUAUGCGCUUUCAUACGUCGCAAGAGUCCAGGCCGGGGAAACUGUUUUGAUCCACUGCGCCGCGAGCAGCGUAGGCCAAAUCGCUGUUCAAAUUGCAGUUCGGGCUGGCGCGCGGAUCUUGGUCACAGUGGGGACACCAGAGAAACGAUCGUACAUGAAGCGGCAGUAUGGUCUUCAAGAUGAUCAAAUUUUUGACUCUCGCGAAAAAACAUUCGUGAAAGGUGUCUUGCGGGCUACUCAGGGCAAUGGUGUUGAUGUUGUCUUGAAUUGCUUGUCCGGUCCGCUUUUCCAGGCAUCUUGUGCUUGUGUAAAAGCCUUCGGUCGGUUGAUUGAGCUUGGCAAACGAGAUAUUCAAGAUGGUACCUUGAUGAGCAUGGAAUUUCUAAGAAAGAACAUCUCGAUUGCUUCCGUGGACCUGGUCAACAUGUUCGAAAGCAACAAACCCCUUGCGGAGCGGGUCUUCCAGGAGGCUUGUGAGCUGGUGCAUAAAAACGAGAUCCAGCCUCUUUCCGACAUUACCACAUUCUCCUAUGCGGAUCUUUCAAAAGGCUUUCACCUCGCUAAGAAGGGAGAGCAUUUCCACAAAAUCGUCCUAGUUCCAGGAAAUGAUGAUAUCGUUCCAAUUGCACCUCCUAGAUUCCUGGGCACCAAGCUAUUCCAAGCCCAGAAGACCUAUCUUCUUGUUGGGGGACUUGGGGGCGUUGGCCGUACCUUGAGCCAGUGGAUGAUUCGUAAAGGCGCGAGAAGCCUCGCAUUCUUCUCUCGGUCUGGCGAUGAUCAAACUGAAGCGAAAGCCACGGUCGCAUGGCUGCAAGAACGAGACAUAUCCGUCACCGUGUAUCGUGGAGACGUGACAAAUAUUCAAGAUGUUCAAAAUUGUGUCAAAAAGAUAGGCAUUUCUCUUGGAGGGGUUAUCCAUGCUGCCAUGGUCAUCCAAGACGCCACGUUGGACACAAUGACCUUCACGCAAUGGCAGCGUUGUAUUCGGCCGAAGGUGGACGGUGCGCAAAAUUUACACCUGGCUACACUUAGUUUGCACUUGGAUUUCUUUGUUUGCUUUUCAUCUGUGACUUCGAUUAUUGGCUCCAAGGGACUGGCAAACUAUAGUGCUGCAAAUGCCUUCUUAGAUGCCCUGAUUGCCCACCGGCGUGCCAGGGGUCUCUGCGGUUCGACACUCAAUGUUGGUGCCGUGUCAAAUGUUGGGGUUAUCGCCGAGAGUGAAAAUCUCCAGAAAGUUAUGGAACGCCUUCAAAUGGAUUUCAUCAGCGAGGAGGAGCUUCUGUACCAGUUGCAGGAGGCAAUCAAGCCUGAUAUCAUGAGUGACAGUGCCCCGGUUGGCAUUGACAAACAUCAAACGAUAACUGGAAUCAAUCUUCAAAGCGCUGAUGUCUACUGGGCUCAGAAACCUCUCUUCCGGAAUUUAUAUGCAAACCAUGACUUUGAGGACAGGGCCGAUAGUAGAAACGACAAAUCCAUCGCCGCGAUUUUGGCGGUAGAGCCGGAUUCCGAGGCUAGAGAACGCAUACUUGUUGAUACAUUCAUUGAUAAAGUCUCCAAGGUACUCGAAAUUCCUCGUGAAAUUAUCUUACCCAACAACAGCCUUUCCUCCUAUGGUCUGGAUUCCUUAGUUGCAGCCGACUUUCGGUCAUGGUUCCGAAAGGAGCUUCAAGUUGACAUCGCACUAUUCGAUAUUUUGAGCGCACAGUCAAUCCAAGCUCUCAUCAAAAAGGCCUUGAAUCUCAUAACCGCAGCUAUAUCAGCUGUUUCGGGUCCCGCCGAUGCCCCUUCGAAAGCAUUGCCUGAUAAUGAUCAGACCAAAGCUGUCGACGGUUCAUUGCCGCCCAUGCACAUAAGUGAGAUUAAGAAAAGUCCUCCGGACCAAGGAGACAUUCCUCUCUCUACAUACCAGUCUCGACUGUGGUUUUUGCAUAGUAUGGCGGAAGACAAGUCGGCUUUGGUAUUGCCAAUCGUGAUGUUCAUUCGCGGUAAGCCUCAUCGAGAGAACCUCCGGCGAGCCAUCUUAGAGCUAUGCAUGCGGAAUUCAGCUCUACGUACGGCAUAUUUUGAGGGAACAGACUUUACCCAGCAAAAGCCUGUUGAUGACUUCGAUGUCAAUCUGUCAAUGAGGGACUUUUCCCGACUCCCUAGCCCCGACGAAGCAUUGGAGCGGUACGUCGCGCAAAGCAAGCUGAAUGAGGUUGAUAUUUCUGAUGGAGAAGUAACAACCUGGUGUCUUGCAAAGCUAGGUGAUGAGAGAUACGCACUUGUUAGCAUGAUGCAUCAUAUUGCUGUCGACCGAGGCUGCUAUAAAAUCAUGAUGAACCAGGUUGUUCAACUAUACGACGCAUUUCAAAUGGAUCGCGAUCUAUCGACUGUGCCAAGUCCAAAGCUGGACUAUAUUGACUUCACUCUAUGGCAUAAUGAAUAUCUGCGUUCGCCAGGAGUGCAAGCUCAUAAAGAUUGGUGGAAGUCUAGUCUCGCUGGAAUUCCAACAUCUAGUCGCCUACUGCCGUUUUCCGCGGUGCCUGAGCGUCCUUCUCAUGGAGAUCCAAGACGCGCCACUGUGAAGGCAAAUCUGGUCACAAGGCUAUUCUCUCGCAUGAAAAGACUCUCCACGGAAAUAAAGGGUACCCCUUAUCACUUUCUUUUGGCUGCCUUCCGCGCCUUCCAUUACAGAUACACUCAAGAUCCGGAUCUUGUGAUGCUAGUUGUGGAUGGUAAUCGGCCACACCCUGACGCCGAUGAUAUUACUGGAUUCUUCGUAAACAUGUGCCCAGUCAGAUGCCAGGAUGAGUGUGACACCACAUUUGAUCAGUUACUUGUCGCGACCAAAGACCGAGCUCUUGAGGCUAUGUCCCACAGUUUCAUUCCAUUCGAUGAGAUUGUGAACUUGAUGCAAGUCGACAAGACUCCAAGUCACUCUCCAAUUUCCCAGGUUAUUGUUAACUAUCAAAUCCACGGCCCAGCUCCUCGAUUUGAAGCAGCAGACUUCGCCAUUGAAGGCGCAUCCAUGACAGAUAUCCCAACAGCUUGUGAACUGAGCCUAGAAGCCCUUGAGACUGCUACGCACAGUCUCGACCUUAGAAUUGAGUACUCGACGGCUUUGUACGGUUCAGAAGAUAUGCAGCGGUUCGUCGACAACUUUUUGACAUUUCUGGAGAGUGUCAUCAAAGAUCAUCGGCAACCCGUUGAAGAAGUAGACUUAUGCGGAAGACUUGAGUUUGAGCGACUGCAGCGAAACUUUUGGAACACUGAAUUCCAAGACUCCUUGUGGAGCAAUCAAACUGUCAUCGACAGAAUUCUCGAUGUUUCUCGCAACCAGCCAGAAGCGACAGCUCUCAUAGUUUCUGACGGGACAAAUAUCACAUACGGAGAAUUAAGUCGAAAUGCCACCUUGGUUGCGUCCGCUUUACGAGAAGCUGGUGUUGAGAGCGGCGAUCGCAUUGCACUAGCCUGUCGCCCUUGCAUUGGGGCUGUGGAGGGCAUGCUCGGUAUUCUUCUUGCACGCGCUUGCUACGUCACUUUGGAUCCAGAUUUUGCAAAAGAGCGAUUAGCAUUCAUGUUUCAGGAUGCUGGUUGCAGAGCCAUUCUUGUGGGCUCGGGCGGCGAGUUUGUGGCGGAGGAGAUUACCAAGUUGGGUGUCUCGACCAAAGUCAUCAGGGUAGAUGAAUGCAUCAAGUCGCCCUGUCUUCUUUCAAAUCUCGAACCAAGGCAACUAUCGGAUCCGUUCUAUAUGAUUUACACGUCGGGCAGCACCGGAAUGCCGAAAGGCGUGAUCUUGAGCGAAUCAAACACUCACCAGAUGUUGAGCACCCUACACAGAGACUUCGGGUUUUCACGAGCAGACAGUUUCCUCCAGCAAUCCUCCAUGGCCUUUGAUCUUUCUAUUGUCCAGAUUUUCUCUGCCCUUUGCUCCGGUGCCAGGGUUUGCAUCGCAUCUUCCGAGACUCGCAAUGAUCCAUACGCCUUGGCGGGCUUUAUGAAGCAACAAGGAGUGACCGUAACAUAUUUUACUCCUACCCAAUAUUCCUUGCUUCUCGAAAGCAAUCGGGAGGCGCUCAAGCAGUGCCGCGACUACAGAGUUGCCUUCUUCGCCGGAGAAAGACUACCGAUACGUGUUGUCAAGGCCUUUUAUGACCUGGCUACACCUGCAGUUCUCUAUAACACCUGGUCCCCAAGUGAACUUGUUGUGCAAACUACCAUCGCGCGUAUUGACGAACCUGACGAAGCCUCUCUUAACCUCCCAAUUGGAAAACCGCUAAGCAACUGUCGGCAUUAUAUUCUUGACAAUGACGAUCACCCUCUUCCGCUUGGAUUCGUUGGUGAAAUAGCGGUUGGUGGAGCGCAAGUUGGGCAAGGCUAUCUGAAUAGACCGGCCGCAAACAGGAAAUCAUUUGUUGAAGAUCCAUUCUGCUCCCAAGAUGAUCGCCGCCGUGGCUGGGCAAGGAUGUUCAAGACAGGAGAUCGUGGAAAAUUUCGCCCAGACGGGCAACUCGAGUUUCAUGGUCGCAUUGCAGGAGACAAGCAGAUCAAAUUACGUGGUUUCCGAGUAGACCUUGGUGAGAUAGAGCACUGCAUUUUCCGAAACUCGCAAAGCAUCGGUAAGGGUCUCGUCGAUAUUGCCGUCAUUUCUAGACCGCGUGAAGACGAUGAGCAAAAUGUCCAGCUCAUUGCGUUCUUCGUUCCAUCUCAGAUCUACGACAAGCAGGAGCGUCACGUAUUUGUUACAGAAUUGCAUGCAUUGAUAUCUUCGCAACUCAAUUAUUACAUGCUACCAAGUGGGUAUCACUUCCUUGAGAGGCUUCCGGUCACAAUAGGAGGUAAGGUCGAUCGACGGGCACUUCUCAGCAUCGAUCUAGAUCCUGUCUUGCCAUUUUCCGAUCCGAGUAACACCGACGAAAACCUGAAUGACGUCGAGAAAUCUGCUAUCAAAAUCUUUCAAAAGGUCUUAGGAUCAAAUGUUGGCUACACUCGGCUUAAAGACAACUUUUUCCAUAAGGGUGGAAAUAGCGUCCUUCUCGUGCGACUACAAGCAGAACUUCGUCAAUGUUUUGAGAAAGUCCCUACUCUCACUCAACUGUUCCAGGAGCCAACAGUCGCAGCAAUUAGCACAUUUUUGCAGUCAGGUCGGGCUACUAAUGGCUCUAUUGUUGCCAAUGCCGACGAUGCCAUUAUUGAUUGGGCCGCCGAGAGCAAAGUUGCUCGUGACAGUCGAUUCCCACUCCAACAUGGAAGCUUGACUGUCCCCAGACAUGAGGUUACAGCUGUUCUCAUUGCGGGAACGAUGUCACGCAUAAAUGCCCACUUGAUAGCUGAGAUUCUACAUACCAAGCCAACAGUUCGCCUGUAUGUUGUGGGGCUUUUCAAUGUUCUCACAGCUGCCUCAGUGACCGAAGAACUUGGUAAAUAUGGACUAUUGAAACCCAAGGGUCUGACUGAGAGUAGUGUUAUUGGUCGAAUUACUCCAGUCAGAGGAACUCUAGUCCAGGGCAGCUUGGGACUGAGCAAAUCCGCAUUCCGUGAGCUUGGUCAGACUGUACAGUCUAUUUACUACCUAGGCGGAGAAAUCUCCCUUCUUCAGACGUAUUCGCAUUUGAAAGCAUCCCAUGUCAAUGCCCUACUCGACCUCAUACGCCUCGCUGGAACAGGUGACUUUGUCUCGGAGUUGCAUUACCUCUCAACAUGGAGCGUAGCCCACCUCCAAACAUGGCCGACAGCACAGCGGACCUUUGACCAAAUUGUCACCACUGAAGGCGAUAUGACCCACUUUCUACCUCCGCCAGGAAAUGAGCUGGGAUAUUUUAAAGCCCGAUGGGUAGCUGAGAGCUUACUGGUAAAAGCUGCUGAGCGUGGAUAUCCAGUGACUUUGACCCGUGCGUCUUCUAUUUCUGCCUUGUCGCAUUCUGCGGUUAGCUCGGGGAGCACAGUGAACCCAGGUCUCGAGGACUUCACUGUUCAAAUGGUUCGUGGCAUGGUCGAUACUGGCAGUGUACCACGCAUUGGAAUUGAGAAUGGACCAUCGUUUGUGGUCGAUAUCAUUCCUGUGGAGUACUUCGCUGCAGCCUUUGUUGCGUUAACCACACAUACUGCCGUCGAGAGUGAUGGGAACGGCCUCACAGUAUACCACCUGGGCAAUCCACAGCCACUUCACAUAAAUGACCUGCCGGAGGUCAUUAGCCAGAUGCGACCAAAUUCUAAGCAGUCUGUCUCUCAUGUUUCUCUAGAGGAAUGGCUGGAAAAAAUGGAGACUGCUCCCGGAGUUGAAGACUUGGAUGCUGCAACCGUUCGAUCUACCGUAUUGAAACGGUACUUCUUAGCCAAUGGGCACGUCAUGUUUCCACUGGACCAAACAGAGACCAAGAGGGUACUUGACAGCAUCGCUCCCCAUUUGCAGGGAAUGUGUCCAAGUGUGGACGCUGACUUUUUGGAUGCACUGUAA